This is a messenger RNA of Scleropages formosus (Asian bonytongue), 3813 nucleotides long. It is a transcript of the gene polg, whose product is annotated as polymerase (DNA directed), gamma. The record is from RefSeq and is a predicted model, not a curated record. Lineage: Eukaryota; Metazoa; Chordata; Actinopteri; Osteoglossiformes; Osteoglossidae. Gene Ontology annotation, biological process: mitochondrial DNA replication. Gene Ontology annotation, cellular component: gamma DNA polymerase complex; mitochondrion. The transcript is spliced from 22 exons. Bases 186 to 3800 code for a protein of 1204 amino acids. Gene Ontology annotation, molecular function: DNA binding; DNA-directed DNA polymerase activity; 3'-5' exonuclease activity.
UUCAUAAGAACAGUUUCUUUCAUUCAAACUAAUGCCUGAAACACUAAGCUGUGUUUAAUUUAAAUUGGUAGCGUACGUGGAUGUAUGUGUUGUUAUGAAAAAUGCCCACCAUCUGGUUUUCAACAUGAUAUAAAUCAGCCAGUAAAAAAAAACUGCAUGGUGUGUGAAGUUACAGUUAGGUGAGGAUGCAGCUUCUCCUUUUGAGGCAGCCAGGUCUAUGCAGGAUCUUGGCCUCCAUCACCAGCAGGUCACGAUGGGGCUCUGCAUGCAGGAGGGAGACAUGUUCUUCUUCAAAACCUAAGACUGGACGGUCCUCCCAGACAAGACUGAACCCACUGAACAUUCAGAUGCUGUCCAAGAACUUACAUGAGCAGAUAUUUUGUGAAUCAGUGCCAGAGUACCAACAGGAAGAUGUGGAGCGCAGCAUACAGCACCUCAAGAAGCACCAGCUUUGGGGCAGAAAGACAGACCUGCUGCCUGAUGUAGAGCUGCGCCUACCUCUCAUGUAUGGCAGCAACAUUGAUGAACAUUUCAGUGUUCUUGCUCAGAAACAGAGCUUGCCUUACCUGGAAACAGCCAAUCUGCUCCUCCAAGCUCGCUUGCCUCAGCUGCCUGAAGAGUGGACUUGGAAGGUGGGCUGGACCCGCUAUGGUCCUAAUGGAGAAUACCAUAGUGUGGACUUCCCAGAGGAGAAGGCACUGGUGGUUGAUGUAGAAGUAUGCAUGUCUGAUGGACAGUGUCCAACGCUAGCUGUUGCUGUUUCCCCUACAGCCUGGUACUCAUGGUGCAGCAGAAGACUGAUAGAAGAGCGAUACACUUGGUCCAGCCAGCUAACUCUUUCUGACCUCAUCCCACUGGAGACAACGUGCAACUGCAGCCAUCCGGCCAAAAAUGUUUGGCAAGAGAGACUGGUGGUGGGACACAAUGUCAGCUUUGACCGUGCACACAUCAAAGAGCAGUACCUUCUGAAGGGAUCAAGAAUGCGUUUCCUGGACACCAUGAGCAUGCACAUGGCCAUCUCUGGACUCACAGGGUUCCAGCGCACCCUCUGGAUGGCCAGCAAGCACGGAAAGAGGCGUGGUCUACAUGAGGUUAAAGAACACAUAAAAAAGACUGGCAAACGCAGGGAAGGAUCUAUGAUAGGUUCAUGGGACUGGGUCAAUAUCAGCAGCAUUAAUAACCUGGCAGAUGUCCAUGCACUCUAUGUUGGUGGGGAGCCUCUGGAGAAAGAGGCUAGAGAAGUCUUUGUUAAAGGCAGCAUGGCUGAUGUUAGGGACAACUUCCAGACCUUAAUGAAAUAUUGUGCAUCAGAUGUGUUGGCCACACACCAGGUAUUCACAAAGCAGCUGCCCAUCUUCAUGGAAAGGUGCCCACACCCAGUGUCAUUUGCUGGGAUGCUGGAGAUGGGAGUGUGCUACCUGCCUGUCAAUCAGAACUGGGGGCGGUACUUGGAGGAUGCCCAGGGCAUGUUUGAGGAGCUGGAGCGAGAGAUGAAGAAAUCUCUCAUGAACUUGGCAAAUGAUGCCUGUCAACUGUUGCAAGAUCAGAGGUAUAAAGAAGAUCCCUGGCUUUGGGACCUUGAGUGGGAUGUUAAAGAAUUUAAGCUGAAGAAGACUGUGUCAAGAAAGAAGAAAGAAGCCAAAUCAGAGUCAUUCACUAUUCCCAGCAGUGCCAAGAGGGACUGGGAGGAAGAUCCAGGGCCUCCUACAGAAGAGGAGGAGGCUGGCCCCUGUCCUGAAGGAUUGCUGCUGGAGAAGCUGAAGGAGACUGCGAAUCUCCUUCCCAAGAGGAGGCAACACCUCCCUGGGCACCCUGGGUGGUAUCGCAAGCUCUGCAUGAAGAUGUCAGAGGAUGCCUGGUCUCCUGGACCCAAUCUGAUCAGCCUACAAAUGCGGGUCACCCCGAAGCUGAUGGGGCUGACAUGGGAUGGCUUCCCUCUGCACCACACUGAAGAGCACGGUUGGGGCUACCUGGUUCCUGGGAGGAAAGAUAACCUGGAAACUGUGGAGGAUAGCGAGGAGCCAGUGUGUCCUCACAGAGCCAUUGAGGAGCUGUACAGAGACUAUUGUGAGCGCAAUGGAAAGGAGCAGAGGCAACACAUGGACAGCCCUAUCUCUGAGGACCUGAUGUUGACUGACAACGGAGUGUGGCAGACAGUGGAGGAACUGAGUCUUCUGGAGGAAGAGGAGGAAAGUGGAGCCAGAACUUCGAAGAGCAGAAGGAUUGAGAAAACACAUGCUGCAGAUUCUCUGUUAACUGAGAGCCUGUGUCCCUAUCACCAUGGCAAUGGACCAUACAAUGAUGUCAACAUUCCUGGAUGCUGGUUUUUCAAACUUCCGCAUAAGGAUGGAAAUGAAAACAAUGUGGGUAGCCCAUUUGCCAAGGACUUUUUAUCCAAGAUGGAAGAUGGCACCCUGCAGGCCGGUCGAGGGGGCAGCAGUGCUGCCCGAGCUCUGGAGAUCAACAAGAUGAUCUCGUUCUGGAGGAACGCACAGAAGAGGAUUAGCUCCCAGAAAGUGGUGUGGCUAAGAAAGGCGGAGCUGCCUUCUGCUGUGAAGAGACGCACAGAUUUUGAUGAGGAGGGUCAGUAUGGUGCCAUUUUGCCCCAGGUCAUCACAGCAGGCACUGUAACCCGUAGGGCUGUGGAACCCACCUGGCUGACUGCUAGCAAUGCCAGGCAUGACCGCGUGGGAAGUGAGCUGAAGGCCAUGGUGCAGACGCCUCCAGGCUAUCACCUGGUGGGGGCAGAUGUGGACUCCCAGGAACUGUGGAUUGCUGCCAUCCUUGGGGAUGCCCAAUUUGCUGGCAUGCAUGGCUGCACAGCUUUUGGCUGGAUGACUCUUCAGGGUAAGAAGAGUCAAGGAACUGACCUGCACAGCCGUACUGCUGAAGCUGUGGGCAUCAGUCGUGAACAUGCCAAGGUCUUGAACUAUGGGCGCAUCUACGGUGCUGGCCGGUCCUUUGCAGAGCGCCUGCUUAUGCAGUUCAACCAUCGACUCAGCCAAACCGAGGCUGCUGCCAAGGCAAAACACAUGUAUGCUGUCACUAAGGGGCUGCACAGGUACAGGCUGUCAGAGGAAGGUGAGUGGCUGGUAAAGGAGCUGCAACUGCAACUGCAACUGCAGGUGGCAAGGGAUAAAGAUGGAUUAGUGUCACUCCAGGAGCUACGCAGGAUCCAGAGGGUAGCAUCACAGAGUUCUGCAAAGAGAAUGUGGGAUGUCAAGGGACAACGGCUGUGGACAGGGGGUACUGAAUCAGAGAUGUUCAACAAACUGGAGAGCAUUGCACACUCUGCGGAGCCGUGUACCCCAGUGUUGGGCUGUCGCAUCAGCCGGGCAUUGGAGCCAGAAGCUGUAAAAGAUGAGUUCAUCACCAGCCGGGUCAACUGGGUGGUACAGAGCUCUGCGGUAGAUUAUCUUCACCUGAUGCUGGUGGCUAUGCGGUGGCUGCUGGAGGAAUAUGACAUAGAUGGACGCUUCUGCAUCAGCAUCCAUGAUGAAGUGCGCUACUUGGUGAAUAGUGAAGACCGCUACCGUGCAGCUCUCGCACUCCAGAUCACCAACCUUCUGACACGAUGUAUGUUUGCCUACAAACUAGGCAUGCAGGACCUGCCACAGUCUAUAGCCUUCUUCAGUGCUGUAGACAUUGACCAGUGUCUGCGGAAGGAGGUCACCAUGGAGUGCUGCACCCCCUCUAACCCUACUGGCGUGCACCGGCGAUAUGGCCUUGCCCCAGGUAAAGCCCUGGAUAUUUACCAGCUCAUUAAGCUGACCAAAGGCUCCUUGACCAAAGGAAAGUAGCAGAUUCAUGGCA